Messenger RNA from Carica papaya (papaya), 1332 nucleotides. Its product is annotated as 26S proteasome non-ATPase regulatory subunit 7 homolog A-like. Gene Ontology annotation, cellular component: proteasome complex; proteasome regulatory particle. Gene Ontology annotation, molecular function: protein binding; metallopeptidase activity. Gene Ontology annotation, biological process: proteasome-mediated ubiquitin-dependent protein catabolic process. Lineage: Eukaryota; Viridiplantae; Streptophyta; Magnoliopsida; Brassicales; Caricaceae. The record is from RefSeq and is a predicted model, not a curated record.
UCCGUGAAGGAGGUAUCCUCUUUUUGUCUACCUGUUAAGCAGGAAACAAAAACACUGCGCCUAACCGAAGGAAUAGAAGGGCAACGCAGAGCAAGGGGAGGAAAAUUUACAGAAUAUAUCGUAGGAAGGCAAACCGGAGGUUCGGCUAUGGACGUGAUAAAGACCCAACAAAUAUCAUCGAGACCCAUUGAAAAGGUGAUAGUGCACCCCCUGGUGCUACUGAGCAUUGUUGACAACUACAACCGAGUUGCUAAGGACACUCGCAAAAGAGUCGUGGGUGUCCUACUCGGCACUUCCUUCAAGGGCACCGUCGAUGUGACCAACAGCUAUGCAGUGCCCUUUGAAGAAGAUGAGAAGGAUCCAAGCAUAUGGUUUCUUGACCACAACUACCAUGAAUCAAUGUUUUCAAUGUUCAAAAGGAUUAAUGCCAAGGAGCACGUUGUUGGUUGGUAUAGUACAGGCCCAAAACUACGUGAGAAUGAUCUAGACAUUCACAGGCUAUUCCACAACUAUGUCCCAAACCCUGUCUUGGUCAUUAUUGAUGUUCAACCUAAGGAGCUUGGAAUACCCACUAAGGCCUAUUAUGAUGUUGAAGAGGUUAAGGAGAAUGCCACCCAAAAAAGCCAGAAAGUUUUUGUUCAUGUGCUUUCAGAAAUUGCUGCUCAUGAGGUUGAGGAAAUUGGAGUGGAACACUUGCUAAGGGAUGUGAAGGAUACAACUAUUAGCACACUAGCAACUGAGGUUACUGGAAAACUUACAGCAUUAAAGGGUUUAGAUGCACGACUGAGAGAGAUACGUGGUUACCUUGAUCUUGUCAUUGAUGAGAAGCUUCCACUAAACCAUGAGAUACUUUACCAUCUACAGGAUGUAUUCAACUUGCUACCAAACCUCAACGUUACUGAAUUAAUCAAGGCCUUUGCAGUGAAAACCAAUGACAUGAUGUUGGUUAUAUAUUUGUCAUCCCUCAUACGAAGCGUGAUCGCGCUCCAUAACUUGAUCAAUAACAAGAUGUUGAAUAAGGAGCAUGAGAAAGCAGAGGAUGCAAAGCCGGCAUCAGUCCCAGCUACCAGUGGAAGCUAAAUACUAUCUUCUAUUCUUUCAGCUUUGGGUUUGAGUUGCCACAAUAGAGAGAGCAAUUUGUAGCCGAGAAACCUAUUAUAUUUUGCUCAAGAGGCUUCUCCUUGAGAAUUUUGUAUUCUGCAAAUGUGAUCGUAGAUGACGUCUCCAACUUGAGAUUAAUUGCCUCAUUGAUUUGUCAUAUGAUGCUUCUGUAUUAUCUUGUACUUUUGGGAUUAACCAUUUGUCAAAGAUCCCUAAAAUCUUCUUCAUUAA